Penicillium malachiteum is the source of this 231-nucleotide messenger RNA. RefSeq lists its product as uncharacterized. The transcript has 3 exons. The coding region runs from base 1 to 231 and encodes 76 amino acids. The record is from RefSeq and is a predicted model, not a curated record. NCBI's taxonomy places the organism in Eukaryota, Fungi, Ascomycota, Eurotiomycetes, Eurotiales, Aspergillaceae.
AUGACGGAUGGAGUUCCUGAGCCGGAACCAAGGUCGACUCUUGCGGACACUAUUGCUGAAUGUGGCGAUCGCUUAGAAAGUGUCGGACUUCCUCGGGAGAGUGACAAGUUCAUCAUCGGUCAAAUCGGCUCAUUAUACCGGGCGACGGAGUUCCUGGAAGGUCUUAUCGAUCUCUUGUACUCGCCAAUCAAGAAGAGCGAGAGCAAGAACACCUGGUCAUCAGCUAGUUAG